This is a messenger RNA of Andrographis paniculata, 1810 nucleotides long. Its product is annotated as beta-glucosidase 44-like. Lineage: Eukaryota; Viridiplantae; Streptophyta; Magnoliopsida; Lamiales; Acanthaceae. The record is from RefSeq and is a predicted model, not a curated record. Gene Ontology annotation, biological process: carbohydrate metabolic process. The coding region runs from base 52 to 1566 and encodes 504 amino acids. The transcript has 10 exons. Gene Ontology annotation, molecular function: beta-glucosidase activity.
GGAAGUACCACGCCACAAACUAUAGUUUGUGUAGUGAAGCCGAAGACGAAGAUGACGAGCAAGGGCACUCCUCCAUCGCCAUCAUUGCUCCUCUUGUUUGUUCUUGUUCUUCUAGGUCUGUUCUCAUCACCAUGCUCCUCCUCCUCCGGUCUGAGCCGCAGCAACUUCCCGAAGAACUUUGUGUUUGGGACAGCGGCGUCGGCUUACCAGGUGGAGGGCAUGGCCAGCAAGGACGGGCGCGGCCCCAGCAUUUGGGAUACUUUCAUCAAACAACCUGGGCGCGAGCCCAACAAUGCUUCCGGGGAGGUGUCGGUGGAUCAGUAUCACAAGUAUAAAGACGACCUUGAUCUUAUGGCGAAGCUCAAUUUCGACGCAUACAGGUUUUCGAUUUCAUGGCCCCGGAUCUUCCCAAAUGGAACUGGAAAGGUGAACUGGAAGGGAGUGGCUUACUACAAUAGACUAAUCAAUUACAUGCUCAAAAAGGGUAUCACGCCGUAUCCCAAUCUGAACCACUACGAUCUUCCUCAAGCUCUUCAGGAUCGCUACAAGGGGUGGCUGAGCCAUGAAGUAGUAAAGGACUUUGCCGACUACGCGGAUUUCUGCUUCAAGACAUUCGGGGACAGAGUGAAGAACUGGCAGACGUUCAAUGAGCCCAGAGUGGUGGCCGCACUUGGAUACGACAACGGCUUCUUUGCACCGGGGAGGUGCUCCAAAGCGUUUGGGAAUUGCACCGAGGGGGAUUCCUCAACUGAGCCUUACAUCGUUGCUCAUAAUCUCAUUUUAAGCCACGCAGCUGCUGUUCAGCGAUAUCGCCAAAAGUAUCAAGCAAAACAGCAGGGGAGGAUUGGAAUCCUACUCGAUUUUGUUUGGUACGAGCCCCUCACUAGGUCCAAAGCAGACAACUAUGCUGCUCAACGCGCCCGAGAUUUUCACAUCGGAUGGUUUUUGCAUCCUCUGGUGUACGGAGAGUAUCCAAAAACAAUGCAGAACAUCGUGGGGAAAAGGCUGCCAAAGUUCUCAGGGGAUGAGGUGAAGAUGGUUAAAGGAUCGUUCGAUUUUGUGGGGAUAAACCAAUACACGGCAUACUAUAUGUACGACGCGAAGCAGCAAAAUGCAACCAACCUGGGGUACCAGCAGGACUGGGACUGUGGAUUUGCCUAUGAGCGUAACGGAGUGCCGAUCGGGCCAAGGGCGCACUCGGAUUGGCUUUACAUGGUGCCGUGGGGGCUGUACAAGGCGGUGAGCUACAUCAAGGAGAGGUACGGGAACCCGGAGGUGAUCCUGGCGGAGAACGGAAUGGAUCAGGCGGGCAACCUGACGCUGCCGGCGGUGCUGGAGGACACAGUGAGGAUCAACUACUACGCGAGCUACCUGGAGGCGCUGAGGAGGGCGAUGGCGGAGGGGGCUAACGUGAGCGGCUACUUCCAGUGGACCUUCGUGGACAACUUCGAGUGGAGGCUGGGCUACACCUCUAGGUUUGGGAUCGUCUACGUCGACUUCCACACGCUCAAGAGGUACCCCAAGAAGUCCGCCGAAUGGUUCCGCCGCCUGCAGCAGAGGAAUUAGACUGACAGACAUUCUCAUCAGAACAAUCCCAAUCCCAAUUCCCAUCAUCGUCAUCCCAUCUCAUCUACUGCACUGCACAACACUAAUUUACUGCUUGCUUGUUUUUUUGUCUGUCGUCUGUAGUGCAGCAGUAGUUGUUGUUUCUGCCUCUCUCUCUCUCUCUCUCUCUCUCUCCCUCCUUUUGGACAUCAUCAUCAUCACCAUCAUCAUCAGUCGAUCAAUAAAACCCCGUGAUCAUAGAUAA